CCCACUCCGAGGCCCCGCCCAGGCCACGAGGCCGGGAGAGGAGGUUUCCAUGGAGACGGCAAACAAGGCGCAUAUUUGAGGGGCUGCCGCUGGACUACUACCCCCGUCGCUGCCAUGAUCCCCCCUGCGGACUCUCUGCUCAAGUAUGACACCCCGGUGUUGGUGAGCCGAAACACGGAGAAGCGGAGCCCCAAAGCACGGCCGCUGAAAGUCAGCCCCCAGCAGCCUGGACCUUCGGGUCCGGUCCCACAGCCACCAAAGACCAAGCUUCCCUCAACAUCCUGUGUCCCAGAUCCUACGAAGCAGGCAGAAGAAAUCUUGAAUGCCAUUCUGCCCCCAAGGGAGUGGGUGGAAGACACGCAGCUAUGGAUCCAGCAGGUGUCCAGCGCUCCCAGCACCAGGAUGGAUGUAGUGCACCUGCAGGAGCAGCUGGACCGGAAGCUGCAGCAGCGACAGGCCAGGGAGACGGGCAUCUGCCCCGUGCGCAGAGAGCUGUACUCGCAGUGCUUCGAUGAGCUGAUCCGGGAGGUGACCAUCAACUGUGCGGAGAGGGGACUGCUGUUGCUACGAGUCCGGGACGAGAUCCGCAUGACCAUCGCCGCCUACCAGACCUUGUACGAGAGCAGCGUGGCCUUUGGCAUGAGGAAGGCGCUACAGGCCGAACAGGGGAAGUCAGACAUGGAGAGGAAAAUUGCAGAAUUGGAAACGGAAAAGAAAGAUCUGGAGAGGCAAGUGAAUGAGCAGAAGGCCAAAUGCGAGGCCACCGAGAAGCGGGAGAGCGAGAGGAGACAGGUGGAGGAGAAGAAGCACAAUGAGGAGAUUCAGUUCCUCAAGCGGACGAAUCAGCAGCUGAAGGCCCAACUGGAAGGCAUUAUUGCACCAAAGAAGUGAUAAUUUCCAUAUGGGUCUCAGCAAGCACUGCUACCCCAUCAUAAGCCCGUUGUAAUAAAAAAAAAAGCUAGUCUCCUGAGUGAACAAGCCAUACCCUCCCCUGAUCACCACCCACACGUUUGUCAGAAGUCACACGUGGCCCCAGUGUCAUGAACACCUAGGUCUGGCAGCCAGGCUCUCGGCCGGGCAGCGGAAGGUGCCACAGUCUCUGUACGUGGCCAACCUUGGGAUUCGCCAACCCGAGCAGUCAGGCUUUCUGCCCCGUCCCUCGCAGGUGAGGCAACGGCCCUCCCGCCACUGCUCCACACUGGCACUUAUUUCUAGCCAAAUGAAGCUGCCUCCCUGCCCUGGUCCUGGUCCGCGAUUCAUCUUAGACCUGAACUUGGGCUUCUGGGGCCUGUCUUUCCCUUACUUGGUGCCUUUCACCAUCCCUACCCCAGUGCAGUUCUAGUGGCUCAUUUUGGAGAUUUGGGUUUAUGUGAUGUUGUUUUAUCCCUGCCCACCUAGCCCACCACGCCUACUUCCCCAGUUUGCACAGUUGAGGAGGCGCCAAAGGCGGAGUCAAACCCGCCUUGAGAAAGUAAAUGUUUGCUGGGAAGAAAUACAAGUCACAAGGUCCCCGGUGAGCUGCCUGCACCUCGGCCCCUGCCUGCCGAUUUGGUUUGUUCAUCUUAUUCUGCAGAAAACCAACCCCUGACCCUACACCCCUAACUGGCUGGGGCUUCAUAACUGGAGAGGUACCCAGACCUCACAUGCAGCUCUAAUUAUUAAUGGUUAGGCUAUGGCCUGUAGACUGCACUUUAGUAUUCCUUGUAAGUUAAAUCCAAAGUUUGGAGGCCCGUAAACCCAGAAGAGGAAGUUAGCGAAACAAAGCUUUAAUUUAGGGCAAUCCGGGUGGGCCAGUGCAGCAAGAUGACUCCAUCCAUUUAAAUUUCACAAGGAACACACCUAAGGAGGCACUGACAUGUCCACUCGGUUGGAAUGCCUCAAGCUGCAUUCCCAAGGAGCCAAGGACUCUCCUUAGAGCUUUGACCCGACAUCAUCCCAGUGAAGGCUCCAAGGCUCCCUGGAAGAAUCGCAUUCCUACAGGAAGAGCUGUGUUCCCAAACAUGCCCCACGCAGCUCUAAUCUCAGAUCCGAAGUCACAGCUUUCACCCUCCUCCGGGUGCCCUGAGGGGACUCUAAGACCCCACCAUAAGAGCCUGGCUGGGCUGUCACCGUCGCGAGACAGAACUCUGCUGAGGUGUGCUGGUUCCAGGACUCCUUGGACGUCAAGCACCUACGUCCUGUGGCCAGCUAACAGACACAGCGACAGACAACUGAAGAUGCUGUCACUUCUUCGUAUUUUAAAGCUUAGGCCGUGUACAUUACGUCCUUGAGAUUUUCUCGUUUUUACGCUUCUGUUUCAAACUGCUAAUUGCCAGUGUAAGAGAAAUGCCACUCUCCGUUCUAUAGACCUCAUCUGUUUCCGUCAGACGUGCAGGACAUGGCUACGCUCUGGAGGAACCAAGAAGUGCCAGUGGACCCCAUCACGGAAAGCCCUGGGGGCGGACAGACUGUUUUCACCAGCACUGGUGAAUGGUUUCAACUGUCAAACCUCAGAACAAAAGCAUCAUGGCCUUAGAAAUGCCAACCGGGCAUGAAGAAAAUGAACACAGUUUCUAAUUGCCUAUUUCUGUAUAAUUUAAUAAACUUUUAAAAUGUUA
Messenger RNA from Felis catus (domestic cat), 2597 nucleotides. RefSeq names its product dynein axonemal light intermediate chain 1 (gene DNALI1). Bases 115 to 891 code for a protein of 258 amino acids. The record is from RefSeq and is a predicted model, not a curated record. Gene Ontology annotation, molecular function: dynein heavy chain binding. Gene Ontology annotation, cellular component: axoneme; filopodium. NCBI's taxonomy places the organism in Eukaryota, Metazoa, Chordata, Mammalia, Carnivora, Felidae. The transcript has 6 exons.